This is a messenger RNA of Pecten maximus, 730 nucleotides long. Its product is annotated as sodium-coupled monocarboxylate transporter 1-like. Gene Ontology annotation, biological process: sodium ion transport; transmembrane transport. Bases 56 to 412 code for a protein of 118 amino acids. The transcript is spliced from 4 exons. The record is from RefSeq and is a predicted model, not a curated record. Gene Ontology annotation, molecular function: symporter activity. Lineage: Eukaryota; Metazoa; Mollusca; Bivalvia; Pectinida; Pectinidae. Gene Ontology annotation, cellular component: membrane.
GGCAGCGUUCUUAUAUCUAUUAACGUCAUUAAUUGUCGCCAUUGAGGGAGCUGUGAUGUUUGCAUAUUUUGACCACCAGGGGUGUGAUCCAUUAGUGGCAAAUCAAGUCACAAAUCCUAAUCAGCUGAUUGCUAAAAUGGUAACUGAUAUAUUUGCGGACACACCUUGUCUUCCCGGUCUCUUCCUGGCAUCACUUUUCAGCGCGUCUCUGAGCACAAUGUCGUCCUUGCUAUGCAGCAUCUCCGCCAUAUUUUGGGAGGAUGUUGUCAAACCUCACACAAACCCGAUGUCGGACAGACGAGCAACAUUUAUCACGCAAUCUUCAGUGGUACUGUUUGGAGUAAUAAGCAUUGCUGUGGCAUUUCUGGUGUCCGGUUUGACAGGUCCGGUAUCUCAGGUGUGUAUUCGGUGACAUCUUUUCUGCUCUUAAUGUGAAGUUCAAGUGUUAAUUUGCAUACGUUUGACUUCCUUUAAACUUUGCAGGUGAUUUGCCUUAGCACGGACCUCGGUAAUUUUCUUUUCAUAUACAUGAUAACAUAAUCGAUAGAUGAUAAUACAAAUCACAAUAUUGUUUGGCUUAAUCUAGGUUUUGAAAGAAAAUAUCGCCUACCUAGAAAUACCAUCAUCACUGCGCCAGGCCGACAUCCUUACAAAGGGGUGUUUCGAUGUUGUAUUAAUUAAUAGCUCAAUAUUCCCUCAUCAUCAUAGUAACAAAUCGUCAAUGCGAUGA